Molecule: messenger RNA, 1930 nt
Organism: Dendronephthya gigantea
Lineage: Eukaryota; Metazoa; Cnidaria; Anthozoa; Malacalcyonacea; Nephtheidae
Product: digestive cysteine proteinase 1-like
Exons: 8
Coding region: 29-1654 (541 amino acids)
Biological process (GO): immune response
Cellular component (GO): lysosome
Molecular function (GO): cysteine-type endopeptidase activity
Source: RefSeq, a predicted model, not a curated record
AAGUUCCCAGUUCAAGUUUCAUCACAACAUGACAAUGGCAAUACACGUUAACAUCCUUGCUCUUUUCUUCGUUGCUGUAGUCGGGGUAGAGGGAAUUCCUCUUCGCGACCCAGAGCCACCAACAUGGCCCGCAUCUUAUAUGGCAAAAGGCAUCAUUAAUCUACCAUACGCUGAAAUAGGCGAACCAUUUGAAGCAUGGUAUGACGGACCAAACCAAAGAAGUCGUAUUGACUAUUAUAAUGGAAUGGAUAAGACAUAUCAGCUUGCGGCACAGGAGAAAUCAUAUCUCAUUUCACCAUGGGCAACGGAAGAAAUUUCUGUUGAAGAAACAUGUUUUGAAAUCGAUGGUCCGGUUCAAGCACAGCCAGUUUUGCCCAGGAACCUCACUGCUUUCGAGUAUAUAGGAGAAGAAAAUUUCGAAGGAACUCCAUGUUACAACUUCAGACUGAAAGCCGUUUCGGGGAAGAAAGUGAACAUCUAUACCUUGACAGUUGAUCAGAAGAGCAAAUAUCCGAAACGAUACGAGAUGUUAGGAUAUGACACUUUGUUCGGCUCUCAUUACGAUAAAUAUGAAGUAUUGUACAACUCGUUUGAUAUCGGGAUUCCUACUGAAGAAACCUUUGAGAUUCCGAAAGGAAUGAAGUGUCAUGGCUUUCCUGGACCUGGUGCUGAGUCAGCAGUUAUAGCGAACCCCAUGAGAGAUUACUUCAGUCCUAAAGACGAGGAUCGAAUUCAUCAUGUGUUUAAGGAUUUCGUGAAACAAUAUUCAAAAGAUUAUAAAGAUAAACCUGAAUUUGAACGACGAAAAGGACAUUUCAGACAAAAUCUGAGAUUCAUCCAUGCAAAAAAUCGUCAGAACCUCGGCUACCGUCUGAAAAUCAACCAUUUGGCUGAUCUCCACGAUGAUGAGUUUAAAGAACUAAGAGGUCGCCAGCGCACGAGAGGUUACAACGGAGGAAAACCUUUUAACCCAAGUGUUAUGGUCGACGAUAUACCAGACUUUGUUGACUGGCGUCUUCGAGGUGCGGUGACACCAGUGAAAGAUCAGGCUAUCUGUGGAUCAUGCUGGUCAUUUGGGGCUACCGGUGCGAUGGAAGGAGCUUUGUUUCUUCAUACUGGGAAUAGGAUUCGUCUGUCGCAGCAGGUGUUGAUGGAUUGUUCCUGGGGAUUUGGCAACAACGCUUGCAAUGGCGGAGAGGAAUAUCGUGCUUAUCAAUGGGUGAUGAAACAUGGUGGCAUACCAAGUGAAUUUACCUAUGGUCCAUAUCUGGGAAUGAACGGAUACUGUCAUUUCAACUCGUCCGAGGUGUCAACUCAUAUUGAUGGUUAUGUGAACGUGACGUCAGGAAGCGAGGAGAUGUUGAAAGUGGCCAUUGCCACCCAUGGCCCUUGUUCUGUGGGCAUUGACGCGUCACAUAAAUCAUUUUCUUUUUAUUCCGAUGGUGUUUACUAUGAACCUGACUGCGGUAACCAAACAGAUGAUUUGGACCAUGCUGUACUGGCUGUAGGGUAUGGUACCAUGAGAGGCCAGACAUACUGGUUGGUAAAGAAUUCCUGGUCAACCCACUGGGGUAAUGAUGGUUAUAUUCUGAUGUCGACCAAAAACAAUAACUGUGGUGUGACAACUGAUGCUACCUUUGUCGAAAUAGCAUAACGGACGGACCAAUUGUGGCUAAUGAACAUGAUUUAAACGAACCUUUAACUUCAAAAACUUGGAUAAAUGACUAGAUACAAACGAUAACCUUACUUGAUAUGAUUCAUAGCGAAUAGACUGUUCUUACUAAACUAAUACAAUAUAUAUUUUCCGCACGAAUAACGAAACACUUAAUAAUUUGUUUGCAAGCAAAAUGUGAAAUAGAUGUCUAAUUUUGUAUCUACGUCAACAAAGUAACAAACUGCAUUACAUAUAACCAGUGUGACCACUUCAUUU